AUACGAUAUCUCAGAUAAUCUACAUUACACGGAAAAAUUAAGAAAAUCAAUAAAUAUGGAUAAAUUUGUCGCAAAACGUGCGAAACUUUCAAAUUUUGUUAACAAAUUGGAGGAAGACAGAAAAAACCAUUCGGAAUCUGUAAUGACGUUUAAAUUUAACAAAAAAAGAAUUAGGGUCCUGACUGCCACGGACAAAGUCAAGGACAACUGUAAAGGCAUUGUUUAUUGGAUGUUUCGAGAUUCCAGAGUGCAAGAUAAUUGGGCUUUUUUGUUUGCUCAAAAAAUAGCUAUGAAAAAUCGCCUGCCUCUUCACAUCUGUUUUUGCGUUCUACCAAAAUUUUUAGGUGCAACUAUUCGACAUUAUAAGUUUCAUUUGGCAGCCUUGGAACAGGUUGAAUUAGAAUGCAAGAAUUUAAACGUGAAUUUUCAUCUCCUGCACGGAGAACCGAAUGAUGUCAUAUUAAAAUUUGUGGGAAAAUAUGAUAUGGGCGCAGUCAUCACAGAUUUCUUCCCGUUACGAUUGCCGCUCUCUUGGGUUGAUGAUUUGAAGAAGAAGUUACCAGAAAACAUUCCCCUUUGUCAAGUUGAUGCACAUAACAUUGUACCUUGUUGGGAAGCAUCAGAUAAACUGGAAUAUUCAGCACGAACGAUUCGCAAUAAAAUAAAUUCCAAACUGGAUGCAUAUUUGACAGAAUUUCCACCAGUAAUCAAACAUCCAUAUACUACUAAGCAAAAGUUCACUCAAAAUGAUUGGGAAAAUGCUUUGAAAGAUGUUGAAAUCGAUAAAUCAGUGAAGGAAAUAACAUGGGCGAAGCCAGGGUAUGAAGAAGGAAUCUUGGAGCUUGAAAGGUUCAUAGAAAAACGUCUGAAGCUGUAUGAUUCCAAGCGAAAUGAUCCUACGGUCAACGCUCUGAGCAAUUUAUCACCUUGGUUUCAUUUUGGCAUGAUAUCUGUACAACGGUGUAUCAUAGAAGUUUCAAAAUAUAAAAACAGUCACAAAAAAUCUGUUGAAGGUUUCAUGGAAGAAGCUAUAGUUAGGAGAGAAUUGUCCGAUAAUUUUUGUUUUUAUAACGAACAUUACGACUCUCUUAAAGGUGCUAAGCAGUGGGCAAUGGAUACUCUAGAUAAUCAUCGCAAGGACAAACGUGAGUAUAUAUACACGUUGAAGGAAUUUGAAAAUUCCUUGACUCACGACGACUUGUGGAAUUCAGCUCAGAAUCAGUUAAUACAGGAUGGAAAAAUACAUGGAUUUUUGAGAAUGUACUGGGCAAAGAAGAUCCUGGAAUGGACUCGUACCCCUGAAGAGGCACUUGAAUGGUCCAUUUACUUGAACGACAAAUACAGUAUGGAUGGGCGAGAUCCAAGUGGAUAUGUUGGAUGUAUGUGGUCCAUAUGUGGCAUCCACGACCAAGGCUGGGCAGAGAGAAGUAUUUUUGGAAAAAUACGUUUCAUGAAUUACAAAGGAUGUCAGCGCAAGUUCGAUGUCAAGGCGUUCGUUGCUAGGUGGGGUGGUAAAGUACACACGAAGAAAAAAUAA
This is a messenger RNA of Diprion similis, 1537 nucleotides long. Its product is annotated as deoxyribodipyrimidine photo-lyase. Gene Ontology annotation, molecular function: deoxyribodipyrimidine photo-lyase activity. The coding region runs from base 56 to 1537 and encodes 493 amino acids. The transcript is spliced from 6 exons. NCBI's taxonomy places the organism in Eukaryota, Metazoa, Arthropoda, Insecta, Hymenoptera, Diprionidae. The record is from RefSeq and is a predicted model, not a curated record. Gene Ontology annotation, biological process: photoreactive repair.